AUGCAUUUUUCUCGUAUGAUGGGUGGCUCAGCGAUCAAGCUUGUGACUCUAGAUGUCACUAACACACUUAUCCGAGUUGUCAGGUCACCUGGGUAUCAGUACGCUUACAUUGGCCUCAAACAUGGAUUGGAAUUGGAUGAUCGUGUCCUUACAGGGCUGUUCUUCAAAUACUACAAAGAAUAUUCUCGCAAGUAUCCAAACUUUGGUGUUCAGUGCAUGAUUUCACCACACACAUGGUGGACUGCACUAGUCAAGGACUGCUUUCGCAGUGCAGAUGCACGCAUACCUGAGGAGACCUUGAACUUGUUAGCGGAUGAUCUCUACUUUCAUUAUACCACAGCAAAGCCUUGGGAGCUGUUUCCUGGAGCAGUUGAGGCAAUCAAAGAUCUCCGUCAGUAUGCAGUGAAAAUUGGAGUAAUUUCCAACUGGGAUCACCGACUGUACAAGGUGCUGGAGGCCAUGAAGUUAAGGCCGUAUUUUGACUUUGUGUUGACUUCUACUGUUGCUUGUGUUGAGAAGCCAGACAGUGCCAUCUUUCACCUUGCAUUACAGAAUGCAGGCUGCCGGCCAGAUGAAGCUGUCCACUUUGGAGAUAAUGUGGAGAAAGACUUUCAUGGAGCCCAUAAUGCGGGAAUGCGUGCAUAUCUUCUAGUUCCAUCUGGUGUGCAGAACCUGUCCGUCAGUCCAAACCUGGUAGUUAACAGCGUGCAAGAGUUUGUCGACGUGAUCCGACCUCAACUUGGUGCCAAAGCUGACCACACCGUACUUGAAAAGAAAGAGAUUGUUUGA
Candidula unifasciata is the source of this 789-nucleotide messenger RNA. Lineage: Eukaryota; Metazoa; Mollusca; Gastropoda; Stylommatophora; Geomitridae. The record is from the annotation of a GenBank genome assembly.